CCGAAAGUAGUUUUUUUUAUUGUUGCUGACGAACCGCUGAUAAAGAUUUGUUAGUUAUUAUUCUCAGACGGAGUAGCUACAAACAACGACAUAGAAACCAUCGCUCGACCUUCGUGUGGUGAAAGGAAGGUUUUUUCCCAAGUGGGCCACUGAAAAGAGGGAGCCAGGUUGAGAGAAUAGAACGAAAGGAGGAGAUUAAAAUGGAGGUGGAAGAAGAGGCAACCAAGUCUGAAGAAGUGCAGGUGGAUGCUGCUGGCAGCGAAGAGAAGUCAGAUGAAGCUUUGUCUAAUGGUAGCCGCACAACCCUUAAGAGGAGCAGGGGUAGGCCGCCCAAGAACCGAUCCAUCUCUGAAUCAGAUCGAGCCUUAUCCAAUGGUAGCUCCACAACACCUAAGAGGGAACAGGGUAGGCCCAAAAGAUCAGUCACUAAGAAGGGAGGAGCCUUGUCUAAUAGUAGCACCACAACACCUAAAAAGGGUCGGCCAAAAAGAUUAGCAUCCAAGUUAGGUGCUAGCCCCAUAACACCUAAGAGGGGAAAGGCCAAAGGAUCAGUGUUCACAAAACCCAAGAUGCUGAAAGUUAUAGGCAAGCCGUCGCGAGGCCGACCCCGUAAAGUGGUUGGCCCCUCUAAGAAGUGUGGCCGGCCCAGUAAAGUUAAAUCAAAAAGGGGUAGGCCAAAGAAGAUCCUAACACCCGAGGAGGAAGAGGAGAGAAAGAAACUGGAAAGCCAACCAAGAGUGUUGAAGCCACUCGGAAGGCCGCGCAUCUAUCCCCGCAAUGAUCCUCCAGUCAUUGAGCCUAGAGGAAGAGGCCGCCCACGCAAGACAAAGGAUAAAAGAGGUGCUCACUUGCGGAAAGCCCCCAAUCCCAAACCCCCCAUCUAUGAUGGUCCCCCACAGAAAAGGGGCCAUCCCCCUAGUGCAGCAAACGAAGAUAAGAUAGAGGCAGAGCAAGAUAAGGCCAACAGUGAACCUCCGGUCAAACGAUCCUGCAACUCCAACGAAAAAAGCCAGGAAGGAUUCCCUCCAGUGGAAGAAUCUGAUCAGGAAGAUAAAACAAGGAAGGUAAUUGAGGAUAGUGAAACAGGAUUGGUGAACUGAGGAAACCAGGAAGGUGAAUGGAGGAAAGUGAAAGAGAAUACGGAUGAAUAUACAGAAGACACCAAGCCAGUUUACCCCCAGUGACCGCACUAGCUUUCUCGGGGCCGUAAGCAGGACGUUGUCUAGCAACAGUCCGACCAGCACAAGUACUGUUAGUCUACACCUGUUGUUUACGAUGCGUGUGACAAAUACAUUUGAUUUGAACCCAACAUCUCAAAUUUCUACAUUAAAAUGUACAGAUAUUCACUACUUGUGAGGGUUUUGUUCCUUUUAGUUUGCUUAUCAACAUUACUCCAUAGAUAUUUUUAUGCUUUAUAUUGGCUGUCAGUCCUGAUCACUAGGCCUACUUUGACAUAACCAGAGGAGUAACAUUUCAAACCGGACCGCUUGUGAGAUUUUUUUAUAGGUUUUAGUCUCCUUGCUCAAUUGAGUCUCUCAAUUUAGUCAAUGUUUUCUAUAAUUAUUUUAUCAUCUUUAGGUGACAUUUUAAUGUUGUUUACAAAAAUGGUCAAUAGUUAUCACUUAAGUGGAUGGCUUGGUUUCACAGACCCUGGACAAAUGUUAGCCUACAUAAACGUGUAUGCAUGUAUUGGGCUAUAUCAUGAUAUCAAUAGUCCUGACCAUUGAAAUUCCAGUAUAAAUUCAAUCUGUACAUUCCUUUAUGUAUGCACCUGCCAAUUUAAACUCUGUCACUGACCGACUGCAUUAUAUAGCCUAGAGGAUAUCUAUCGAGAUACUGUAUCUCUCUCUCCCCCAUAUUGUACAUCAAUCCACUGUACAUUUUACAUUUGUUUAUUCAUCAUUUUUACUAUGUUUUUGCUUAUAGCUGUAUUCAUUCACUAUAGUUUGCUCCUCAAUUCAUGCACCUUGGUUGAAGAGCUAGAUAGUGUUCCCUUCCUAUUGCAAUAAUACUGUACCAAAAGUGACAUUUGGGUAAACAUAGUAUAGUGCAAUCUUCCAUGUUCUGAAUGAGGCUAAUUCCUGUCACUGAGUUUCAAGUAGGCCUAAUUUUAGUAGAGCAAUGCAUUUGUUUUUAAUUUGGUAUUUUCUCAUACUGUUUUAUGUCGCUUGGGCCAACCUUUCAUAGAUGCUUGGUUUUUCAAAUCCUAAAUGACCCAUGUCCGCAGUUCUGGUAGGUCCAUGAUUGUCUAGGUUGAGGGGAAUUUCUGAUUAAUCCAGAACCACGUCUGUGAAACCACUGACGGUAACAUGAAUUUGAGUUGUGUUUUCAGAGUGCGUAAAUAAUGUGUACAUUUACUGCAAUAAAUGUCAAACUUUGUAUUACAUGUGGUUUUUAAAUCUCAAUAAAAAGCUUAAUGUCCUUA
This is a messenger RNA of Coregonus clupeaformis (lake whitefish), 2425 nucleotides long. RefSeq names its product origin recognition complex subunit 4. The transcript is spliced from 2 exons. Lineage: Eukaryota; Metazoa; Chordata; Actinopteri; Salmoniformes; Salmonidae. Gene Ontology annotation, molecular function: DNA binding. The record is from RefSeq and is a predicted model, not a curated record. The coding region runs from base 201 to 1100 and encodes 299 amino acids.